Messenger RNA from Synchiropus splendidus (mandarinfish), 2723 nucleotides. RefSeq names its product transient receptor potential cation channel, subfamily V, member 6 (gene trpv6). The record is from RefSeq and is a predicted model, not a curated record. The transcript is spliced from 17 exons. Gene Ontology annotation, biological process: calcium ion import across plasma membrane. NCBI's taxonomy places the organism in Eukaryota, Metazoa, Chordata, Actinopteri, Syngnathiformes, Callionymidae. Gene Ontology annotation, molecular function: calcium channel activity; protein binding. The coding region runs from base 162 to 2312 and encodes 716 amino acids. Gene Ontology annotation, cellular component: membrane.
UGGAGUCUCCGCCCUCGCCGCCUGCUAAUAUGUAUUGGUGUGCCGCUGAGAUUUCACUUCUCUGCAGUUACCUGCCCGAGCCUUGUUGUUGACUAAUCUGUGUGUUAUGAUCGAGUGGACGAGGAGCUGCCCGGUCCCUGCGUAACACGCCACAGUUGGCUAUGUCCCCAUCUCUGGCUCGAUCUGCUCCCAGCGAGCUCAACCACUGGUGGAGUCAGCUGCGGUUCCGGCUCCAGAACAAGAAAGGAUGGAACGAGAUGCUGGACGAGACGUUCAUGCUCCACACCAAACACAUCAACGACAUUCCUCUCUUCUACGCGGCAAACAACAACAGCGUCGGCUGCAUCAAGAAACUGCUCAGCUGCUCGUCCACAAAUAUCUUCGAGAGAGGUGCUCUAGGGGAGACAGCACUUCAUGUCGCGGUGAUGAGUGAAAACCUGGACGCAGCUGUGGCCUUGAUGGACGGAGCUCCGGAGCUCAUCAACGAGCCCAUGACCUCUGACCUCUUCCACGGCGUCACACCCCUCCACAUCGCCGUGGUCAAUCAGAACAUCAGCCUGGUCCAUCACCUCAUCACUCGUGGGGCCGAUGUGGCUUCACCGCGGGUCACUGGACUCUACUUCCGCAAGCGGAUUGGUGGGCUGAUCUACUAUGGUGAGCACAUCCUGUCUUUUGCUGCUUGUGCUGGGAAUGAAGAAAUCAUCUCCAUGGUGAUUGACGCAGGGGCCAGUACCCGGGUCCAGGAUUAUCGGGGUAACACAGUGCUCCACGUUCUGGUUCUGCAGCCCAACAAGUCAACAGCAUGUCAAGCUAUCGACCUGAUCAUGUCACGUGACGCCGAGCUGGACCAGUCGGUGCCGCUGGACAUGGUCCCAAACUUCAGAGCGCUCACACCUUUUAAGCUUGCCGCCAAAGAAGGGAACAUCGUGGCUUUCCAGCACCUGGUGAACAAGCGGCGUCUAGUCCAGUGGAGUCUAGGUCCUUUGACCUCUCACCUCUACGAUCUGACUGAGAUUGAUUCGUGGGCGGACAAUAUGUCCGUGCUGGAGCUGAUCGUAGCGAGCCCGCAGAGAGAGGCUCGGAGGAUUUUGGAGGUGACACCUGUGAGACAGCUGGUGAGUCUCAAGUGGAACCUGUAUGGAAAACAUUACUUCAGGCUGCUGAUGCUCCUCUACCUGUUGUACAUUGGGAUCUUCACUCUGUGUUGUUCAUACCGCCCCCUGAAGGACGCUCCGGAGAACUACACCAACUCUGACUUGGACAAAACGAUUAGGGUCCAAAAAACACUUCAGGAGAGCUACGUGACCUAUGAAGACACUCUGCGACUGGCAGGAGAGGUCAUCAGCCUCUUAGGAGCUCUCAUCAUCCUGCUGCUGGAGAUCCCCGACAUCCUGAGAGUGGGGGCGAAGGGUCACUUCGGCCAGACAGCACUGGGAGGCCCGUUCCACGUGAUCCUCAUCAGCUACGCUUGUCUGGUGGUGCUGCUGUGCAUCUUCAGAGGCUGUGGGCUGCAAGGGGAAGCCGAGCUGAUGGCUCUGUGUUUAGUGCUGGGCUGGAGCAACGUCAUGUUUUUUGCCCGCGGCUUUGAGAUGCUGGGUCCUUACGUCAUCAUGAUACAGAAGAUUAUAUUCGGUGACUUGACCAAGUUCAUGUGGCUGAGUUUCAUUGUCCUCCUGGGAUUCUCCACAUCUCUGUGGAUGGUCUACAUGACCCAGGACCCAGACUCCAUCCCUGCGUACCGCUCCUUCCCCAUCACCCUCUUCUCCCAGUUCGAGCUCAGUGUGGGCCUCAUCGACCUGCCGGUGGACCACACCUUCAUCACGCCUCCCAUCGUCCACGUGCUCCACUGCGCCUUCUCUGUGGUCUCCUACAUCCUGCUGCUGAACCUCCUGAUCGCCAUGAUGAGCGACACACACUGGAGGGUGGCUCAGGAGAGAGACGAGCUCUGGAGGACUCAGGUUGUGGCUACCACCCUGAUGCUGGAGAGGAGGCUGCCGCGCUGCCUUUGGCCUCGACUUGGUGUGUGUGGACUCAGCUACGGCCUGAGAGAGCGCUGGUAUCUACGGGUGGAGGACCGAAACGACCCCAUGAUGCAGAAGAUGCGUCGUUACAUCAAAGCUUUCUCCAAAGAGGACGAGAAGGAAGAGGAGAAGAACGAUCCGACGGCUCGGGAGUCGGACGCAGUGGGAUUCCCUAAGCUCAGACCCAGGAGACGACCCAUGUCCGGAUGGCAGGUGAUCCGCCACAGCGCUUUAGGUUUGGACUUGGAGCCGGAGCAGCCACAGGACGACCAGGACAUCAACUACGUCUAGAGACUCUCUGUGAAGCCGACGAACAAGACGACUCUGUGGACUCGGUCAAAGGUGCAAUUGUUCCCUCAGUAUUACGGAGCUUUGUAUGUUUCAUGGUGAAUCAACGAAGCGCUGUGGAACAUGUCCAGCUCAAGAUAUGAAUAUUUUAUGUUUUUAACUAUGCAAAUAUAUGAAAAUUAAAUUGUGGCCAACGGUGCAUGCAUGAGUGCGUAUGAAUGGUUUCGUGCAUUUUCCAUUGCUUGUUGUUGAAGAGCAGAUUAAAAAACAUUUUUCUUGUGUAUGAAAAGCAUUUAAUUACCAUGAUUCAAUAUUCUUUCUGAAGAAUGUACAUGUAUAUUUUCAGCAAAUCAUUCAGUUCAUCAUAUCCAUCUUAAUAGAUUAAAGAAAAUAGGGCACAAUGAAUAAAAAUAA